CCCACUACCUCUCAGUCCUUUCGGAGCGGCCAACGGUACUACUUGUGCCGCUAGCUACGCGCAAAAACAUUAUCUGCGACGCGAGGUAACCCACCGUGCAGUGUUACGAUGUAAACUUGUGUUAAACACUGAUAUUGGACGCGGUUCUAUCAGUUAUUAGACUUUGUGAAACAAAAACUGGAUCUAGUGAAGUGUUGAUUCAAUACAAAAAUGCCGAAAAUCUUUUUGAUAAAAAAGCGGCUCCACGAGCAACAGCUCGGGCUGCAAGAGAGCCAAGAACUUCUGACCGGCAAGUCGGACCCUCUGUGCACUGGCUCUCCACUAGACGACGGUCCCAUCCCGCUUCUGUCCAAGAAGGAUAAGGAAUGUAUCGAUCGUGAUAUAUUUGGAGACAGCAAUGGAAGAAAAAGCCCGAAUGAAAGACGCACUAAAGAACCCAGGAGAUUUAUAUCAUCGAUUUUGGGAGGUGAAAUUCCAUACGGCAGCCACAGGGGACAUGUACUCACGCAAGCAGAAAGAAAACAAUAUCUACCAGUUGCUGUUGCUGAUGACAGAAAAACUGAUGACAAACCACUGAUAAAGGAAGAAAAAGAUUGUUUACAGAGUGAACUUGUUGUUCUUCCAUCGAGAAAUUCGCCAUCACCAGAUUCUAUACCAUCCCCUGCCAUUGACCAUAAUAUAAGAUGCCAAAAGGUCUCUGUUAUACAAAGAACACCAUCACAGUCGCAAUUUAGAGACAACAAAAAGGAACUAUCAGAAAUUAGUCUCCCAGCAACUUUACCAUCUACAGAGCCAGAACAAGAGCAACCCAUAGACUAUGCUAUAGCAAAAAAGAGGGGAGAGACAGAAGAUGAAGAAACUGAAAAGAAAAUCAGAGAACAACGACGCACAAGUAGCUCAAAAAUAGCUAACAGUAUUUUAGCUAGACCAGUAUUAGUUCUAAGAAAUUGUCCUGGUAACAAAGUUCCUGGUAUAAUAAACGCCGCUGCUGGCCACGGACGAUCUACGAAUGGAAAUAGUUCAAAUUCAAGUUCACAGAGUACUGGGGGCUCCGGAAGUUACAGUUCUGGAGCAGGUAGUGCUGCGCCCUCUUCGGGAGGUGGAGGAGCAUUGGGCGGAGGAUCAGGCAGUGGUGGUAAUGGUCGUGAUGGUAGAUCUAAUUAUGGACCAAAUAGUCCACCGACAGGCAGCCUCCCACCAUUUUACGAAACUCUCGGACCAAAUACUAAAAAUGGACAAAGUUCAUUUAAUGCUAAUAGCAAUUUUGCCAAUGAAUUUAAUAUGAUAAACGGAUUCAAUAUGGAUUGUGAAAAUGCUGAGAACGCUAAUACAAACUUUCCAGAGCAAAGUAAACAGUAUUCCUUAAUGCAAAAUGCUCAUUAUGGGAUAGCACUCAAAGAUGAAGACAUUGACUACGAUCGAAUCGAAAAUAAAUUAGAAAAUAUUGGGCCCAUUGGAAAUUACAGUAACAAUUUUGACGAUUCUAUGGUAGUUGAUAUGGGAGACGACGUUAUAGACAACAACCAAUUUUACACUACGUUAACAUUUGCUUCCAAUGAAGCAAUACUAAAUAAUCUUUCUGAUUCUACAGAAGACUUCGCCAGUCUGCUGAACAAUCACGUUGAACAAAUAACAGAUUCAGAAAUUCGAGAAUCCUCAUCAAUUACUCCAGAUUCUGUCCAUAAUGCUGCUGUCGAUAUAGAAUCUUUGGCAGAACAAGUAACCCUAAGUCGGCAAUAUUAUGAAAAAGCUAAUUACUUAGCUUUCGAACAAGGCUCAUCUUACGGCUUUUCAAAAGAACGACCAGAUUUAUUAAUGCAGCUCAACCCAGCGCUCUUACAACAUAACGAAGGACAAAUGCAACAACUUCAAAUCCAUGUACAAUUGCAACAAAGACAACAAAUAUUAUCUCCUGGGUUCCCUUUUGCUAGUCAUUCAUUGGACUUAGAUUCACCAACUGGUGUCUCACUUCCAUCACCGGGAGGCAACAACUCAUUGGACAGCACAAAUCAUCUUGAGACUUCAUCACUCAGUCCUGCUGCUGCUGUAAGUUUGAAGAAAGGCUCUGUCAACGAUACUAAAGUCCAAAUCUUGCAACAAAGGUUGGGAUUACCAGCAGAAUUACCGUUGGAGUUUAUUAACGGAGGUCACGGCGUUAAGAAUCCAUUAGCCACAGAAGCAAACGCCAGGCAAAGGGAAGAAGAAAAAAAUAAACAAGUAUUAGUUUGCGACGAUGAUCCUUCUAAAUUUGUGUGCAGAGUUUGCUCGAAGAACUUCAGUUUACAGAGGCUUUUAAAUAGGCAUAUGAAAUGCCACUCAGAUGUUAAAAGAUACCUUUGCACAUUUUGCGGAAAGGGUUUCAAUGACACUUUUGAUCUAAAGAGACAUACAAGAACACAUACUGGUGUUAGACCGUACAAGUGUAACCUCUGUGAAAAAUCAUUUACUCAAAGAUGCUCACUUGAAUCGCACUGCCUCAAAGUUCAUGGAGUACAGCACACGUAUGCAUACAAAGAAAGACGAACAAAGAUGUACGUUUGCGAAGAAUGUGGACAUACAACGUCAGAGCCUGAAGAACAUUACAUGCAUUUGAAGAAACAACAUCCCUACUCUCCUGCGCUGCUCAAAUUCUACGAUAAAAGGCACUUUAAAUUCACAAACGCAACAUUCGCUAAUCAACUAUUAGGGCAGCUACCAAUGCCUGUUCAUAAUUGAUUACGUUAACUUACUAACCACGAAUUUAUUCCGUCCGCUAUUUCUUAAAACAAAAGCUAAAGAACCCAGUGCCGUUGAUUAAAAUGGUUUUAAUAUAUCAUAAAUAAAUUAAUGUCUUCCAUGUAUUGUUUUAAAGAUCUACUGAAUCAGUUUGAUACUUUACCUAAGGACGAGAUUUUAAAAUACCUUUAAUUUUUUAACAAUCGCAUCUGCCUGUGAGUUAGGCUGGAAUGCAAUUAAAAAAUCAAAGUAUCGGGUAUUAUGUGCAAUGUUUUGGUGAUGGUAAGGGGUAUUUUUAAGUUUAGAUUGUAUUGUAGAUUAUUAAUAACUUUAAGCCUACAGCGUAAGAUUAUAUUGAUUAAGAAAGAUUAUUAUGAGUUUCGUUUCAAAUCAGCGCGGGGUAAAUUGUGAUUGCAUAUUGUACGGUGCUAUAUAUCGAGAUAAUGAGAUACGCUGACUUGAAACGAAACUUGAACCUAUGAACUGGAUGACACAACUUGUCCAAUUCAUGUUUCAAGAGUUACAAUAUUAUAAUUCUUGAUAACCCAAGGAAUCUCGUUUCUUUCCUUUCUAGUGAUAUUAGCUUCUAAUACUAUCAAAAUACCUUUAAUACGUGUCACAAUUUUAUGUUUUGUAAUGUUGUACUUAAUGUUAUGUUUGUUUUUGUUGGUACUUAUUAGUGUAACAAAAUUUUUAAUUUAUGUGACAGCCUCAAUUGGCGCACAUUACGUCGUACCGAGUUAAAAUGCAUUUCUAGAAUUAUUUAUUUUUAAAAAUUAAUUGGAUUACAGUAUGUGCUGUGAAUGUGUGUGAGAAUUAUCUAUUGUUUUAAGUUAUUUAAUGCGUUAAUAGUUAAUACAAUAUUUUAUGUAGAUGAAAAGACUGAAAGUACACGCCCGAUAAUGCUUCCGAGUGCAAACAAUAUUGUACACAUUCCAGAAAUCUGCUACGAUCUCAUCGUGCUCUUGAAAAUAGUAUUUAAAAUGUUCUGGUUGCUUUAUUAACGUUAAAUUAUUGUCUCAGCUACCUAAUAAAUCAGUCCAUAUAAGGUUCAAAAUUCGAUGUGUCGAGUGAGGGAUACCGGAAGAAGAUCGGACGUGUAAAUGUCCAGUCAGGAAGCCGCGCUCAAAUACAAUUUUAGACCCGCCCAUAAAUUGACAGCUGUCAAUUGUUAUACUAGAACAUUCUAGCGUCAUUCUUCUUAUAAAGUAUAGGGUCGUUUGAGAAUAUUGUCGGAGCCGCAAAUUAAUAUAAACUCUAUUAACGUUUGCGCUUUCACGAAAAAGCCCGCAAAUACAUUGAAAUUGUAAAUAUUGUAUUAUUAGUAAAAUUUUAAAUAAUAUUCUUAAUGGUCUAUGUACCUUAUUAGCUUAUGAGAUUUUUAAAAGGUAAUAUUGUAGUAUGUUGUAUGGAAAUAUUUUAUUAUAAUUUGUACAUUUUGAUAAUAAAUGAAACUAAAUUUUAUAUUGGCUUAACAACAAUAAUAAUUGGUGAUGCUCAAUUAUCAUGUGAUAGCGCAAUGCCUUUAACUACUUAUCUGUUGCAUUUACUAGCAUUUUAUAAAAAUGUAAAGUCGUAAUAAUAUUAUAAUUAUUAUAAGUGACAAUCUGUUUGUACUGAUAAGCAAUAUAAUAUCAUGAUAAAUA
Molecule: messenger RNA, 4361 nt
Organism: Leptidea sinapis
Lineage: Eukaryota; Metazoa; Arthropoda; Insecta; Lepidoptera; Pieridae
Gene: ovo
Product: transcriptional regulator ovo-like
Exons: 4
Coding region: 211-2715 (834 amino acids)
Biological process (GO): epidermal cell differentiation; regulation of transcription by RNA polymerase II
Cellular component (GO): nucleus
Molecular function (GO): RNA polymerase II cis-regulatory region sequence-specific DNA binding; DNA-binding transcription factor activity, RNA polymerase II-specific
Source: RefSeq, a predicted model, not a curated record